AGAUUGGCUCAAAGAUGGAACAUUUGGCGGUCAGAAAUGCGCCACAUGUUGCCCGCUCCAGCCAAAAGCUGAGGAGGACGGGCGCAUUGAGCGCUGCGGUAUCCACGAUAUGCCUGAGCUCUGUCCGGUGUUGGACGCCCCAGAGCAUGGCGCCAUCAAGGUGGAAGGCACUCCACACACCGAGGCCGGAUGAGGGCUGAUCCAUUGCAGGCUGCCUCACCGCAGCUUCAGGAGACGAGGGUGAUCGACCGCCUGCCGAGCAGUUUGGCUGCGGUGGGUCGCUUGGGGUCCUCCGCCCCUGUGGCCGUUCGGGUCACGCAGGCCGUCCAUGCAGUUGAUACUCGUGGGCCACCCCAAGCUGCAAUCUCAGUAGUGGUCUCCAGCAAAGAGAAGUCAGGCCACUUCUCUCGAGGAGUGCUUGACCGAAUCAAGAUGCGUCUUGAAGGACAGGGAACCUACGCAGUUGCUCGAUGGUCGUGAACAUGGGCAUCCGCUUGUUGAGCGGCAAUUCACCCGACAUGCUCAGAGAGGCUUGGGCGCCAGUCGCCUGCGCUUACUCUUGUGCCCUGGCGACCUGUGUCCUCAGUGGGGUCUAUGCCACGGUCAUUUUUACGUUGACCAAGAUGUAUUCCAUGACCGUGAUCGGCAACUAUAAGGAUGCUCAAUUUGCGGAGUUCUUCCAAGAGACUCAGAAAUAUCGCGAAGCAGGAUUCUGGGCCUUUUGCGCGUCCCUGGGGAGUUUUGCGUUCGCCUUUGUGACCUUCUUCCUUCUAAAGAUCCGAGGAUGGCCUGGCAUCACAGGUUUCACCCUGGGAGUGGCCAUCGCGGUGAAGGCAAUGCUGGACUUCCGCGGCAUUUACCGGCGUGCAGGGAACAUACUCCGAUGAUGCCUGAGACACAGCCCGCUUCGUGCGCACAUGCGAGGAUCUGACCGGUUUUUCCACCGACAUCUCUAGAUGUCCAUGUCUACCGAAGAUCCAUCUGAAUUUGGGGCCUUGAGGCCUUGAGGCCUUGACCACCCCUUCCAAGCACGCGCUCUCUAGUGCAAAAGAACGUUAUUAUGUUUC
Molecule: messenger RNA, 1067 nt
Organism: Durusdinium trenchii
Lineage: Eukaryota; Dinophyceae; Suessiales; Symbiodiniaceae
Source: the annotation of a GenBank genome assembly